AUUCCUCUACAAAUCUGUGCUCUCUCUCUCAGCUUUUAACACACAAACCCCUCUCUCUCUCUCUCACUCACUCGCUCUUGUCGGCUCGCCCUCAAAACCGACCCAACCCGACCCGGUUUUGCGUACGAGCUGAACCAACCAGUUUUCUUGUGUUUGUUGAGAGAAACAUUCGUUGAUUCUUUCUUCGUUGGAUUUUUGCGGAAUAACCAAAACAGAAAGUUCUUUCAUUUAGAGGGUCACUAAGAAACAACCAAAAAUGUCGCGGAAGGGUUUGAUGGAGCAAGACCUGAGUAAACUGGAUGUAACAACGUUACAUCCACUCUCCCCUGAAGUUAUAUCUCGGCAGGCUACAAUAAAUAUUGGCACCAUUGGUCAUGUGGCACACGGAAAGUCAACAGUCGUAAAAGCAAUAUCCGGUGUUCAGACUGUUCGUUUUAAAAAUGAGUUGGAGCGCAACAUCACUAUCAAGCUUGGUUAUGCUAAUGCAAAGAUCUACAAAUGUGAAGAGGAACGGUGCCCUAGACCUAUGUGCUACAAGGCUUAUGGAAGUGGGAAGGAAGAUAAUCCUCUGUGUGAUGUGCUGGGAUAUGAAAACUGCAGGAUGAAAUUGCUGAGACAUGUCUCUUUUGUGGAUUGCCCGGGUCACGAUAUUCUCAUGGCUACAAUGCUUAAUGGAGCUGCAAUUAUGGAUGGAGCUCUACUUCUAAUAGCUGCAAAUGAAAGCUGCCCCCAACCACAAACUUCUGAGCAUCUUGCUGCUGUUGAGAUUAUGCGCCUCCAACAUAUAAUAAUCCUUCAAAAUAAAGUAGAUCUCAUUCAGGAAAAUGUAGCCAUCAACCAGCAUGAAGCAAUCCAGAAGUUUAUUCAGGGAACUGUUGCUGAUGGGGCACCUGUGGUACCAAUUUCUGCUCAGCUGAAGUAUAAUAUUGAUGUUGUGUGUGAGUAUAUUGUGAAGAAAAUCCCCAUUCCAGAAAGGGACUUUGUGUCACCUCCUAAUAUGAUUGUAAUCCGGUCUUUUGAUGUCAAUAAGCCUGGUUAUGAGGUUGAUGAAAUAAGAGGAGGUGUGGCUGGUGGAAGUAUUCUCAGGGGUGUUUUGAAGGUAAACCAAUUUAUUGAGGUUCGUCCUGGGAUUGUUGUUAAAGAUGAGAGUGGGGGCAUCAAAUGCACGCCGAUAUAUUCCAGAAUUGUUUCUUUAUAUGCUGAGCAAAAUGAGCUGCAAUUUGCUGUGCCUGGAGGUCUCAUUGGUGUUGGCACAACCAUGGACCCCACUUUGACACGUGCUGAUAGGUUGGUGGGUCAAGUUCUUGGUGAAGUUGGAUCACUCCCCGAAGUUUUUGUUGAGCUUGAGGUUAAUUUUUUCUUGCUGCGGAGGCUUCUAGGUGUCAGGACUAAGGGCACAGAAAGGCAGGGAAAGGUCACUAAACUGACCAAGUCCGAGAUUUUAAUGUUGAACAUAGGUUCUAUGUCUACAGGGGCAAGAGUUAUGGCUGUGAAGAACGAUCUGGCAAAGUUGCAACUCACAUCUCCAGUGUGCACUAGCAAAGGUGAGAAGAUUGCCCUUAGUCGGCGAGUUGAGAAGCACUGGCGGCUUAUUGGUUGGGGUCAGAUUCAAGCUGGAACCACUCUUGAGAUCCCACCUCGCCCUAUUUGAGUUAAAUCCCUAAACAGGUAGAAAGAACAACCAGUCAAAUCUUUAAAAGAGAAUUAAGGAAGAUGUGGGAAGAUGGACAUUUGUUGGGAACCAUUUUUGUUAGGUGGAGAAGAAAACAGUGCUUGCAUUGCUGUUCCCUGUUUUGUUUCUUUUUUCCUAUGGGAUUGUGUUACUUUGUGCUGAUAUCUUAUUUUGAGUUUUGGACUAGAGUAUUUUUUAUGAGGCUGUUUCUUAUGGACCUCCUCACAGUCAGACAUCGCAUUCUUGUGAAAUUCUCUUAUACAAUAUUGGAGGAUGGUUUCUUUGCGAAUC
Molecule: messenger RNA, 1963 nt
Organism: Quercus lobata
Lineage: Eukaryota; Viridiplantae; Streptophyta; Magnoliopsida; Fagales; Fagaceae
Product: eukaryotic translation initiation factor 2 subunit gamma-like
Exons: 9
Coding region: 257-1651 (464 amino acids)
Biological process (GO): formation of translation preinitiation complex
Cellular component (GO): eukaryotic translation initiation factor 2 complex; cytosol
Molecular function (GO): GTPase activity; translation initiation factor activity; GTP binding
Source: RefSeq, a predicted model, not a curated record